Lolium perenne is the source of this 1374-nucleotide messenger RNA. RefSeq names its product probable CDP-diacylglycerol--inositol 3-phosphatidyltransferase 2. Gene Ontology annotation, biological process: phosphatidylinositol biosynthetic process. Gene Ontology annotation, molecular function: CDP-diacylglycerol-inositol 3-phosphatidyltransferase activity. Gene Ontology annotation, cellular component: Golgi apparatus; membrane. NCBI's taxonomy places the organism in Eukaryota, Viridiplantae, Streptophyta, Magnoliopsida, Poales, Poaceae. The record is from RefSeq and is a predicted model, not a curated record.
AAGAAAUAGUAUGAAAUGAAAAGAGAAAGUGAGGGGGUCAAAAAGAAAAAGAAAACGAAAGCCGCCUCGCCUGACCUUAGCCGUCCCGUCCCGAGUCUCGACCCCAACCUGGCCGCUUCCACCGUGCUCCUCCUCCUCCCACCGCCGCCCGCCCCGCCUCGGCUCCGCCCAGCGCGCCGCCUCCUGCUCCUCCCGAGGCCCCGCCUCCCCGCCGCUCCUCCCCGCCCCGCCUUCAGCCGCGUCCCUCCCGCCGCGCCGCUCUCCCUCGACGACGGCACCGGUUGCGGCACUUCGCUGGUCCUGCGGCGGCGGCGGCGACGCGGUCGGGUGGCGCUGGUGACCGCGACCUCACCGGUACCCGCGGAAUCCAGAGAAGGAUACUCAUCUCAUUUAAGGAACUGCCAGUCUUCUAGCAGCUGGUACCUCCUGGCUUCAAUGGCGCAGCCAGCAGCUAAAAAGGCACCGUCGGUGUACCUGUACAUCCCCAAUCUCAUUGGAUACCUCAGGAUCAUCAUGAAUUUCAUUGCAUUUGCUGUGUGCUAUUCCAACAGGACACUCUUUGCUAUCCUGUACUUCUUCAGCUUCUUCUGUGAUGGCUUGGAUGGUUGGUUUGCCCGGAAGUUUAAUCAAGCAUCAACAUUUGGAGCUGUGUUGGACAUGGUAACAGAUAGGGUUAGCACUGCUUGUUUAUUGGCGCUUCUCUCACAGUUUUACAGACCUGGCUUGGUUUUCAUACUGUUACUUGGGUUGGACAUUUCAAGCCACUGGUUUCAAAUGCACAGUUCUUUCUUAUCAGGCAAGGCUAGCCACAAAGAUGUGAAGCACACAGAGAAUGGGCUUCUGAAAUUAUAUUACGGUUAUCGGCCAUUCAUGGCCUUCUGCUGUGUUGCCUCUGAGGUUCUGUACAUUAUCCUCUUUCUCUUUGCUGAUGAGAAGAAUACAAGCUUGCUCAGUGUGUGCAGAGGUAUUCUGAAGGAAAGUCCCCUUAUUGUCUUCGUGUUCAUUUCAACUCUAAUCGGUUGGGCCCUAAAACAAGUGAUCAACGUCAUCCAGAUGAAAACAGCUGCAGAUGCUUGUGUUGUGUAUGAUUUGAAAAGAGGCAAGUGAGGAAGCAGGACCCAGGUUUAGUUUUUAUUUGUGUUGGCAACUUGGCAUGUCCAAGAAAAACAUACGGUCAGGCGGGCUUGGUUGUAAGGCACAUAUGGUAGCUCCUUGAUGUAUCUCUUAACAUGUCUCUGGUCUGGGGGUUAACACGCUAUGGGAAAAGCAGCGUGAAAAGAAAAGGGAGAAACGCUAAAACAUGGAGAUUCAGAUUGACAGGUUCUGUAAUGUGUACAUCUUUUCUAUGUGGUGAAUUCGAUCUUUCUUUCUUUC